CCCGAACGUAUGUCACGGAAUACCGUUAUUUGAAGACUGGCUUAACUCUUGUCGGCUUAGAAUUAUCCUGCCAGCUAAGCCACAAAUAGUGGUAUAAUCCCCUCAUCAACAUUAGGGGCAACGGUUCUGAUUGUUUCCAAAUCUUGAUCACGUCCUAUAAAUACUGUGCUCCACUCAAAGCACUCUGUCUCGUGAAGUGAAAGGCAUCAUCAUCAGAUAUCUACUUUGUUGCAACACUAUGGAGUUCGCCUGGCCUGCAUUUUCCGUUCCAGCCUGUUUGGGUUGUCCUCAGUGUCUAAUGUCAAGGCUAAUGGAAGGUAUAAAAAACUUGAGAUCGUACAUAUAUGAACUAAGUUUUAUUAUUCUUCCUUCUCAUACAUUUUCCUCGACUUUGGUGACGGUUACCACUCAACGGUCGUGCUCCAGCUGGGCGAGAGAAAUGUUCCCAUCUUUACACAAGAAAACCUAAUGUAUACCUUACUUAAACUUUAGUGCGUAAGUUAAGCGGUUAAAAUUAGUUCAAGGAUGUUCGUGGACAAACGAACAGUCCAAGUAGAAUUUCAUAUCCGCCUCGGACCAAGGCAGUUGAUAGAGCACUUGGAUGACUCUAUUUGGGUAAGAUGGAUAGAAUUGAUGGAAAUGAAACAUUCAAUUUCCACAGUGUUUAAAUGAAAACUUGUUCUCAAUUCCAAAAGUUUAAAACAUAAAUUUUAGCUGUAAAUCAGCGUUGCAGUGUACACAUGAUAAAGAGAAAGAAGCUCGUUCAGGGGUUUUGUAAACGAGGCAAAGCCUAAAAACUUUAACUUUUCUAUUGCUGUAUUAAUUUUUUUUUGUUUUUUAACAGGACCACCACGAAAGCAGCGGAGGGAGCGGACAACUUUCACAAAGUCUCAAUUAGAAGUUUUAGAUGAGCUGUUCGCCAAAACAAAGUAUCCUGACAUCUUCAUGAGAGAGGAAGUGGCCAUGAAAAUAAACCUCCCUGAGAGCAGGGUGCAGGUAAAUAACAGUCAUAUUCAUCAUAUAAAACCUUGGCCAACAGAAAAUAACAAAACAGAUCUUUUCCCCUUGAAUAUCAGCGAAGAUGCCGUCAAUUUUGGUUGAAGAGAUUUAACCUUUAGAAUUGGGUUACAGUCUGUUCGAAAGGGUUGGGUGUGCGGGAAAGAGUUUAAACAAAUAUUUCGAAACAUUUCAGACCAGUUUUUCUGAUACAUAGCAAUAUGUAUAUCUUUUGAGAUUUUGUCAUCGUUAAAGCCACAAUCAUGGUUGCAUAUACACCAUGGCACAUUCUAAAUGUUCAAUCCCGAAUGGGAUGGACGAAUCCACUACUUUUUAUAGGCAAUAUUUUUUAUGUGACAAUUCCUCACUCCAGGUUUCAUAUUCCUCUUUGGGAAUAUGAACAAGCAGCCAGAGAAUAUCAGAGGUCAUUAGCUAAAUGCUAUUAUCAACAAAUCCUAAUAUGAUAUUUAAAAUGUUUACUUUAGAAAAAAUUCGAAAAUUGCACUGAGUGGUAAUGGUAAUUGGAGUUUCGUCAUUUCAUUCGUCAUAAUAGAAUUUUGAAAAGUCCAUCACCUGCGGCGUCUAAUUUCCACAAACAGAUAAUCUUUUGCCAGAUGCAACAAUAUAAAUCAAAGGCAAAAAACCUCUUGUUCCUCCCCUCCCUUACGUCCAUUCUUGUGUGUGAAGAUGACGGAUAUGACCACAAAUUACCGUAACUUGUUGUCAAAGGCGUAACUCUAUCAACAAAACAAACCAGAUCAGACAGAACGGUUUUGGUAAAUGCCUUCAAUUAAUUAACGGCUAAUUUUCCAUAGCUUAACCCUUGGUUAGAUAAUUACUAUAAGCUUACUAAAUAGAGGUGUAAUCUUAUCAGAGAAUGUCACCAGCGGCGACAGAUGAGGUGGCCCCAUUCGGGCUAUGGACACAAUGUGCACGAAACUUGUUUUCUAGAAAAAGUUCGGCAUCUAAAAUAUUAUGAUGGCGCCUAAAUAAAUGGUAAAGAUAGUUUAGCAAUAAUGUUUAGUAUUUUAUUACUGUAAUGGUCUUAUAAUAGAAUAAAAUCAAAUAUUUCGAUAGCGUGAUUUAGUUUGUUUGUAUUCUUGCCCUUUGAGAAGUAGAUGUCGCACGAAUGAUAAUUUCACGCGAUUACAGGUUUAGAUGUUGCAAUAACCCGUGUUUAAUGUUCUUUCUCUCCCUACCCCUCUCUGUAGUCUAAUGAGCGUUGCUUUAAGGAUAAGUUUCUUUGUAGUUUUAACACAAAACUAAAAAAGAUGUUUACCUCAGUAAAAAAACGAAAAAAAGUUCUAUGCUUUCCUAAUUUAAGAGAAUACUGAACUUUCUUUCUGUUUAUUCACAGGUUUGGUUCAAAAAUAAACGAGCCAAAUGUCGCCAGCAAAACAAACAGUCAGCGGGAUCCCAAAACAAACCAGGUACGCUGAAGAGAAAAAUUCCCUCUCCACCCUUGCAAGAUCCAGUCAAGCCGGCAAAGAGAAACACGCCUCCGUCGCAAUCGGAUCAAUCAGUCAAAAAGUUGUCUCAUGAUUCGGUCGAUUCGUGGCCGCAACAAAGCAUGAAUACAGUGGAUCAGAACAUGAAAACAAUGUUAAAAAUUCAGAGGAGUGGGCUAUACCCGCCCUCAACUGCAGUCAAUGGCCACAGGGCCGCAUCGUCACCAAGUACGCUGCCGUCGCAGUUUUAUCCAAUCCACAAACCAGAUUUUCCGCCGUAUGCAAAAAACAUACAAAUGGCUAACUGGAUGGCCAUCAACCAUACUGUAAAACCUGGUUAUUUUGCACCUGCAAUGAUAUGAUUUGUAGCCCAUUAUUUCACAAAGAACAAAGUAAAAACAAUAUUUAUUUACUACAGUUAUUCUAAAUUGAUAAAUUGUGCAGGAACAUUCAGAACAUUAACUACGACAAUGUAAGUAGACGCUCUUCAUUGUGUUAGUGUGACAACUGAAGACUGAAGACUCAAAUGGACGGGACCGCAAUGUAACGAACUUAUAGAUCCUGAUUUAAAACUCAGUCUUAUAUUUCGACUAUUGUUAUAUAGCCCAAUCUGGAAAAAGCCAGUGUACAUGUUAUGUUGCGUAGUUGUUUUCUGAGUUAUGGUCUAGAUAUUAAGAGUGAUUACUAAUAAAGAAUUUUUACUAGUAUUUGUAAAUAUUCGUAUGUACCUCAAAUAAGAAAGAUAUGCUUAAGACUAUGGACUGACAUCGAAGAUCAUUUUGGGCGUAAAUAGGAUAAAUUGAAUUCUCCAGUGGCG
Molecule: messenger RNA, 3261 nt
Organism: Pocillopora meandrina
Lineage: Eukaryota; Metazoa; Cnidaria; Anthozoa; Scleractinia; Pocilloporidae
Source: the annotation of a GenBank genome assembly